Messenger RNA from Lactuca saligna, 2135 nucleotides. Lineage: Eukaryota; Viridiplantae; Streptophyta; Magnoliopsida; Asterales; Asteraceae. The record is from the annotation of a GenBank genome assembly.
AUGUUAGCCAUCUCCGUCACCGAUAAUGGCCAGAACCGGCUGCCGGAGCAGACCGAACAGGAUCCGGCGACCCCAAGAGUGUUGUCGAUCUUAUCUGUUGUUCUCGAAAGACUAGUGAACCGGGAUGAGGUAUUGAGUUUAAGCAGCGGCGGCGGAGCACCUGCACGGCUGGGGAAAAACUUGGAGGCGUUUCACGGCGUUAGACCGCCGGCAAUCACGAUAGCCAAGUAUCUAGACCGGAUAUACAAGUACACAAACUGUAGCCCGGCUUGUUUCGUGGUGGGGUACGUUUAUAUAGACCGGUUGGUUCACAGACAUCCCGGUUCGCUAGUGGUGCGGCUAAAUGUUCAUAGACUGCUUGUUACAAGUAUAAUGGUGGCUGCUAAGAUUCUGGAUGACGUACAUUACAACAACGCAUUUUAUGCUCGAGUUGGGGGUGUGACGAAUGCCGAGUUAAACAGACUUGAAGUGGAGUUCCUUUUCAUGUUAGAUUUUGAGCUCACAGUCACCUCUCGUGUCUUUGAGAGUUAUUGUCUCCAUUUGGAAAGGGAAAUGAUACUAUGGAAUGGAACUACGACACUCAAGAUUGAAAGAGGAAUUCAUACAACAAACACCAUUGAAGACAUUGCUGAAAUUCCGAUAGAAGAAGACAUGGAAAGUUUCUCUUCACCUCUCUCAAACGGUUGCCUUACCUAAAAAUUUAGAUUUAUAUUUACAUUUUUAUCCCCGAUUAAUAUUGUAAAUGGGAAUCACAUAUUUACAUAUAUCCAAAUUUGAGUUUUGUUGUAUGCGAUCUUUCGUAAUGUUUUAUAUAAAGCUACAAACAACCACUUCAAUUCUACACAAACAACAAUAACACUUCAACUAUUGUCAUUGUUUAAGCAACUAACCGAGCCUCCUCGUUAUCCGGGACCACGAUAUCGAGCCUCAUCAUCGGCCUGUACUUACGUGGGACCACCGCCCCCGCCUGCACACACAUCUCAACCACCACCGGAGCCUUCCCAUAAAACCGCUUCAACAAGCUCUUCAACGGCGGGCCCUUCAAAUCCCGAACAUGCCACACGUAAUUUGGCGGGAAAACCUCGUCCACCGUGGCAUCCUGCCACCCGUGUUUCCCGUCUCUCCAUUGAUGCUUAAACUCCCCGCAAAGCUUCGCGUUAUGGCCCCACGGGCCCAUAUGGACCUCCGAGCAAUACCCACACGCCUUCACACUGUAUUUCCUCAUAAGCUUCCCCACACCCCAUCUCACUUUCUCAUACGCGUUAAGUGUGGAAUGUGCGAUUCCGACCACGUCUGAUUCCGCCGGACACGGGAAUCGCUCGAGAGCACGGUGCGUGUCGAGUUCCAAAACCUCGGAAUGCGGUGGCGUUUUGGGUGGUUCGAUGGUUCCACCGCGGUCGAUUACUUUUUUGCCCAACAUUCGGAUGGGUUGGGUUCUUCGGCGUGAAGGGUAUUCUGGUAAUUCGACACCGGCUUGGAUGCAGAGCUCGACGAUCGCCGGGAUUCUAUCGUAGUCGAAUCGUGUUUCGUGUUUGAUUCGGGUUCCGUAUGGAUCGAAUUGAUGGUAUGAUUCGAUAGGGAGAAGAAUGUCAUUUAUUGACCCUUUUACCCAUAAAUGGAAGCUUCUUCGGUUUGCACUGUUUGGACCAUGGCAAGUCUGAAUUUCAUGGCCUGUGGGACCCACGUGAACCUCCCCGCAUUCACUGCAUAACAACAACUGUAAGUGGAAUCAAAUUUUGAAAAAGCUAAAAGAUAAGAGAAUGAAUGAAAAGGUGUAUGAGUAUGACAAGACAAACCUGCAAGCAUGAACAGGAAUGACAUGGAGAAGCUGUGAAAGACCUUUGAUCAAGAUCUUCCAAGCAUCAAGAACUUCAUAAGCAACAGGAACAAGAUCAGGAACAAGAAGCCCGUUCUUCGGAGGCUCAAGGAGCUUUUCUAUUCCUUUUUCUGCUAGCUUUUUGUUGGCUCUUGAAGUUUCUAAGAUCUUCUUUAGUGGAAUUGGAAAUGGUUUCUUCUUUUGCUUAGGUAAUACAGGAGGAAGAUCCGUAUUUUGAGGGUGGGUUAACCGUUUCUUGUUUCUCCGAGUAUCACGAACAGGGGGGAAACAAGCAACAAUGGAGGUUCUUGAUUUUUUU